Oncorhynchus keta (chum salmon) is the source of this 2733-nucleotide messenger RNA. Its product is annotated as general transcription factor 3C polypeptide 4-like. Gene Ontology annotation, cellular component: transcription factor TFIIIC complex. Gene Ontology annotation, molecular function: histone acetyltransferase activity; protein binding. The record is from RefSeq and is a predicted model, not a curated record. The transcript is spliced from 5 exons. Bases 57 to 2384 code for a protein of 775 amino acids. Lineage: Eukaryota; Metazoa; Chordata; Actinopteri; Salmoniformes; Salmonidae. Gene Ontology annotation, biological process: transcription initiation at RNA polymerase III promoter.
GUAGUGACGGUUCAGAAACUCUGUGGUGACGCGUUGUUUUAUGUUUCACAUGGAAAAUGGCCGCUUGCAGCCCAAAUCGCGCUCCGGAUAGGGUAGCGGUAGGACAACUUACCGAAGCCGAACGGGAGAAUGAUCCCUGGGCAGCACUCGGGCCAGUCGUGAAGAGGGAUCCGGUGAUAAAGCUACUGAGUCCGGUCAGCGGCCUGGAGCCGCUCACGUGGUCUGAGGACCACCGAAUCUCGGCCUCUAGCACAAGUGGUAUUUCUUUGAUGGAGGUUGUGUGCGAUGUUCACGGCAAUAAGCAAGACUUGGUGUUGCACCGGACCUCCAUUCCCGUGCCGGACCAAGUCUGUGAACUGAAGGUAGGUCCAGCAGAAGAGCUGUUGAGGGCCAAAGACAAGUUCUCCAGCUCCAGUGACCCUGCGACGAGCCAGUCCUUCAUGCUGGACAGAGUGCUCAACCCCACCGUGGGCGUCCACAAGGGCAUCCUGUACACCAGCUGGUCCCCCCUGGGCUGUGACGCCAAUGGCCGGUGCCUCCUAGCCUCCCUCACCCUGGACCACCGGCUGACCAUCCACAGCAGCACCAAGCGUCUACAGUGGACUAUGGUGGCUGACCUGACCCAGCUGUAUGGAGAGAGCCUGGAGAGCAGAGGCUACUCCGUGCCGGGUGGGCAGCCCCUCAAGGCUAACCUCCUGGACCUGGCUGAGCUUCAGAGGCGCUACCGCAUGCAGACCCCUGUACGGAUGGAGUGGUCCAGUGUGUGCACCACGCAGCACGUCCAGACCAACAACGAGUGUAAAGACGUGGGAACGGUGCUGCUGGCCGUGCUGAUGGAGAACGGAGACCUGGUGGUGUGGCAGUUUUGCCUGCCCAUUCUGGGGAAGGACUCUGUGUUGUCCUGUAACACCAUCCAGUCUGGGGUGUUGUCCCCCAGCGUGCUGGCUUGGUGGGAGUACGAGCACAGCGGGCGCAAGAUGAGCGGCCUGAUCGUGGGCAGCAAGUUAGGGCCCGUCAAGAUCCUACCCGUCAACUUGAAGGCGGUGAAGGGCUACUUCACCCUGCGCCAGCCAGUGGUCCUCUGGCAGGAGUCAGACCAGAUCCCUGUACACAACAUCAAGUGUAUCUCCCUGUUCCACCCCAAACAGAACUGUAACUGUAGCCUGGUGGUGGCGGCCAGGGGCUCCUACCUCUUCUGGUGCCUGCUGCUCAUCUCUAAGGCGGGCCUCAACGUGCACAACUCACACGUCACGGGCCUGCACUCCACCCCCAUCGUCUCCAUGACAGCCAGCCGCCAGGGCAGCUCCAUCUACACCUGUUCCAUGGACGGGACGGUCAAGAAGCUCACACCCAUCUUUACUGAUAUGGCCGUGGCCUUUAAGCAGGAGGAGAUCGUGCUGCCGGAGGGUUUGGCAGGUCGGAGGAUACACGGCAUCGCGGUCAGCCCCCACGGGGCGUACCUGGCCCUGGUCAGUACUGAGGGGAUGACCAAUGGUCAGCACCCGGUCUCUAGGCCCUACCAGGUCCAGUUUGUGACCCUGAAGACACCCAAUGACGCGGCGGCAGAGUUGCUGGAGUCCCCGGUCCAGAGCCUGUUCAAACAGACUGACCUGCUGGACCUGGUGCGCUGGAGGGUGCUGAGGGACAAACGCAUCCCGGCCCUGCUGCAGGAGGAGUUGGACGACAAGGUACACAACACAGGCUCCCCCUACUUGUGGAGGUUAAAACUCUUCCUGGUGCGCGUGCUCUACCAGUCCCUGCAGAAGGCCCCUGUGGAGGCACGUUGGCGCCCCACACACGAGGAUUCCAAGGUGUUUGUGAAGGAUGAGGAGGGGGGCGUCGUGGGAGAGGGUGGAGGAGGGGAAGAGGAGGUGGUGUCGAAGCUGCAGGACCCAGAGGCCCGGGCGUUGGAGGAGCAGACGGGGGAGGUGAUAGCUUGGAUCGAGGCGGUGGAGGCCCACCUGACCAGGGAGCACAUGAAGAGGGUUCUGGGGGAGGUGUACCUUCACACCUGGAUCACUGAGAACACCAGUAUCCCCACGCGGGGUGUCUGUGACUUCCUCACCAGCGACCCCACGUAUGAGGACAGGGCUGCACAGGUCCUGAUAGGUCACAUCCAGAAGAAGAUGAACAAGCAGACAUUCCCUGAGUACUGUAGUCUGUGUAAGGAGGUGCUGCCUUUCACAGACCGCAAGCAGGCUGUCUGCUCCAACGGACACAUGUGGCUCAGGUGUGUGUUGUCCUACCAGGCGUGCCAGACACUCGCGUACAGACGCUGCCUGCUGCAGGAUAGCAUCGCCAGACUGCCAGUGCCUGAGGACCCAGACUGGAUCAAGAGGAUACUGCAGGGUCCUUGUACAUUCUGCGACUCCCCCCUCCUCUAGGACUAUAGGACAGGCUUGUGGAGAGCCGGGGUUACAUUGCCUGCAACACUUGUGCGCCUGCUUGGACUAGAUGGACAAUUUUCUUUAUUUUUACUUGUUACUUAUUGCCAAGCAUUAUUUAUAGGUUUAAAUGAAUUAUACCACAACCUUUUAAUUAAAAAUAAAUAAAUAAAGGUUUUGAAUAUACAUUUGAAACCCCACUGAUAUGAAUAUGGUUUAUUAAGAGAGAAAGUUGAGUGUGUGGAGAUGGAUCUAACCUUUUCUCUGAGUUCACAGACCCAUAAGUUAACCUCCUUAUUUUCCUCAUUUUUUUUACUACAUUUCCAAACACGUGUGUGUUAUUCUGUUA